AUGGAAUCAAAAUCAAUUAACGUUACAGUACAGUUGAACAACACAAAUGGGACGUACACGUACAAACCGUUAGACGUCAUUCGCGGUAGAGUUUGUUUAAAAGUUCACAAAGAGAUCAAUGUUCAAGAAGUCACAGUCAAAUUUGAUGGUAUUUCAAUUUCACAAGUUUAUGUUACCGAGAAAAGAUACAAUCCCAAAACAAAGAAAAUUGAAACAAGGACUUAUAUCAGAAAGGAUUCUCAUAUAUUUGCUCAUGAUGGAUGCGUCAUUUUCCCACCUCCAAACGUUAGGAAUGUUAGUAAUAAUAAGGUGUUUACAUUAACACCAGGUGAAUAUAUUUAUGAUUUUGCUUUCAAACUUCCUUUGAGAAAUAUAUGUGCAUAUACAGGUACUGGGAGACGUAUCGCUGGCCAUAGUUACACAAUGUUACCUCCUUCAAUGGGCAUUUCAGAUAUUGGUAAGAUCAAUUAUCAAGUCAAAGUUAAAGUUAAAAGAGAUUCAUGGUUCAGGGCAGAUCCUCGAAUGCGCAAAGGUCUAAAUGUAACAAGUUUCGAUCCAAUCGAUGAUAUAAUUCGAUUUACUAGCCCAUUUGUUUUGCGUGGAUCCAUUGUGUUUUCAAAUAGAAUCCAUAAAAGAAUUGCAUUGAGUGAAAAACCAACAGGUCCAGAAUCGUAUGAGAUACCAAUUAGAGAAUCAUCGCUAAAGAAGUCAUCCCAUUUUAUUAAAUCAUUAUUUGGAAAUGAGGAUCCACCACCAAAAUUUGCUCAAGAGUUUGAUGUACCAUUUGUCUUUGAAGUUAGAUGUCCAAGUCAGUUUUUGAAGAUUAAUCAAGUGCCAGGGUUGAAAAUAUUUCUUACAUCUAAACAUGGACCUGAGAGAUAUAGAGGAAUUGAUGAUCAAGCAUCAGGACUAGGUCAGUUAAUAUUGAAAGAUUUUGGAAUAUAUUUGAUUGGUACUUAUACUGCCACUUCAGGAGUUCAUGUAACAACAUAUCAGAAAACAUAUAGAUUAACCUCAAAAAGAGAUCUUCCAAUGAUGUUAGAUUUGGCAAACUUGAAACCAAACCCUAUAUAUGGAACUACAUCAAAUUCUAAUCCGUUCCAAUUAGAGCUUCCAAUAUCACUUUAUGGAGAUGCAGUCGUCCCUGCUGAUAUAGAGCCAACGUUUGAAACAUGUAACCUCAAAAAAAACUAUAUGUUAAACAUACGGGCGAAAUUUAGAGAGGAUAAGAAAAGUUGGCAUAGCAAAAUGGUUGAAUUCUUCAGACCAGUCACUGUCUUAACUGGUGUCCCAGCUCCACAGGAAUAUAUUCAAAUGAAUCAUAUACCCCAUAGGUUGGCGCAACGGGUUUUAAAGACUUAUCCACCAGAAGUUUUUAAACAACCAGAAGAUUUCACUCCAUUAUACGAUGACACUACAGCUGCUCCUACUAGUUUGAGUAUUGAAGAGACUGAAUCACUUGAAAUGGAUGGAAAGCAAAAGCUUACUACAGAAAAUUUCUCUCAAGCUCAACAACCCGAAGAAAGCCUACCAACUUAUGGAUCAGCUACCCAAGAUCAGUAUAGGGGUAACAGGUAA
Molecule: messenger RNA, 1578 nt
Organism: Hansenula ciferrii
Lineage: Eukaryota; Fungi; Ascomycota; Saccharomycetes; Phaffomycetales; Wickerhamomycetaceae
Product: Arrestin domain-containing protein A
Exons: 1
Coding region: 1-1578 (525 amino acids)
Biological process (GO): ubiquitin-dependent endocytosis
Cellular component (GO): cytosol; cytoplasm; plasma membrane
Molecular function (GO): ubiquitin protein ligase binding; protein-macromolecule adaptor activity
Source: RefSeq, a predicted model, not a curated record